Molecule: messenger RNA, 2322 nt
Organism: Apiotrichum porosum
Lineage: Eukaryota; Fungi; Basidiomycota; Tremellomycetes; Trichosporonales; Trichosporonaceae
Exons: 4
Coding region: 1-2322 (773 amino acids)
Biological process (GO): maturation of SSU-rRNA from tricistronic rRNA transcript (SSU-rRNA, 5.8S rRNA, LSU-rRNA)
Cellular component (GO): nucleolus; small-subunit processome
Source: RefSeq, a predicted model, not a curated record
AUGUCGCUCUUUGGCCAGGCAAAGCGAAACUCGCUGCCCAAGGUGCGCCGCUCGCCGCUCCCCGUCUUCAGCGGCGACGGCGGCUCAGAAAAGUUCGGGCUGUCAAGUCCAACGGCAGCUCCCAUGGGAGGCAACAGCCGCUUCUUCACAGUGGUUGUGAUUCCCGUUCCACGACUGCCGUUUGGUCGUGACCAAGGCUCCAACGGCGCUGGAACCUCAAAGACAUUCUAUGCCCCGCGUCCCGGCCGCUAUGUGCGAGUUCCCUUGCCCAUACCCCCUCGCGCGUUUGCUCGCAUCUCGAGGCUCCACCCAGUCAUCCGCAUCGCACUCGGUGUUCUCUCGGUCGUGCUCCUCGUAGUCAUUGGACUUGGAUUCAGGCAACGACCUGGGAGCCGCAAUACGUGGACCGCUCCAUUCGUGGAUCCCAACACUCUGGUCCUCACACCAGAGGAAGUGGCCAAGAUUUGGGAGUGGGAGGUCCUCUCUGGACAUCACCCUUCGUUGACCGAAGUCCCCGACAACGUGCCGAUCUCCAGCUCUCUGGUCAACCCGAUUGUCCCCGCUUCGCUCCUCGGUACUGGUGCCUCCAAACAGCGCAACCCCAGCGCCGUUUCGCACACCCUCAUUGGCAAGGGCCCCGAGCGCAAUGUCCUCACGUCGUUUGAGCACGCUCUCCCCAACCCGGCAUUCGCUCCUCGUCCUGUUCCCGGUAGCAUCAUCGAUCUCGACGUCAUCUUGCAAAAGUGUGACUUUUCGACAAACAAGUAUGUUCGCGACUGCCUGGAGUUGUUGCGUAUUGGCGGCAACCUCGACAAUGGCAAGCGCGUCCGCAACCCCAACUACCUCUCGCAGUUCCGCCAAAUGUACACCGAAGACAACUUUACCCCUGCACACACCACGUGGACUCCUCUGCCGCCAGCUACCGAGCAGCGUGACGACGACCUCUCGCGCGCGCCUCUCUCGAGGACCCCUGCGACCCCCAACCACCCUCGCAUCUUCCACAUGUUCUGGGCCGGUCCCUUCACUGACAAGCCGUACAUGGCUGUCAUGUCGUUCCUGUACACCCAGAACCUUGGUCUCGACAAGCCUGUCGAGCUGUCAUCGGACACCGUUGGCAAGACCUGUCGUCCACAGUUCUGGGUGUGGAUCAACCCCGGCCCUGCUGCUGCGGUCCCCAACCCCAACGCCAAAAAGGAAAUGUACGAGUCACUGGCUACCAACCCGUGGUCUGCUCCUUUCCUUGACCACCGCUUCCGCGAGGUCGUCAAGUUUAAGAUGUGGAACACUACCGAGCAGCUUGACGGUAUUCCGGAACUGGAGCCGUACUGGCGCGACAUGUCUCUGUUCAACUCGGGUGGUACCGUCUACAAGGACAAGAAGCAACAGCAGGCCGCCGAAGAGGCCAAGGAGAAGGAAGCCAAGGAGAAGGAGGCCCAGCGCAACGAUGAUGGCGAGGACGCCGAGACUACCCAGGCUGCGGCUACCAAGAAGAAGGGCGGCCUCUUUGAAAAGGUCGGCUCGGCAUCUGAGAGCGACUAUGACCGUCUCUCGGUCGUCCUGUCCGACAUGGCCCGUUUCAUCCUUACCUACCGCUUUGGUGGUAUCUACCUCGACGCCGACACCCUCUUCCUGCGUGACUGGGAGGAGCUGUGGAACUACCGUGGACAGUUUGCCUACCGCUGGUCAUGGCACCAAAAGUACAACACCGCCAUCCUCAAGCUCCACAAGGGCUCGGCGCUGAGCACUUUCCUGUUCAAGGCCGCCCUCGAGAAUGGCCUCGACUUCCACCCCAUGACCGUGUCGCGUUACCUCAAGGACGCUGGUCUUGACCGUCUCCUGGUCCGCAUCCCCGACGCGCUCUUUGACCCCGCAUGGCUCAACAUGGAACGCUACCAGCGCGACCGCCCACCUUUCCCCUACUUCCCCGAGUUUUCCGUUCUGUUCUCCAACGACAAGUUUGACACGGCCGGUCCCGAGCAGGUCGGCUAUGACGGCUUCUUCCGCGGCGCCUACUCGUACCACUUCCACAACUUUUGGUGGCUGCCGUUCGACCCCUCGCGCAACUGGCCCGACCUCGGCGACCGCUUUGCCAAGGGCGAGAUUACCCUGCGUGAGCAGUACACUGCUGCUGCCGAGGCCUCGUCACUCGCCGCCAAGGCGUCACGGGCCGCGUCUGGCGAGAGCAAGGCUGACGAGGAAGCCGAGCAACAGGAGGAGCUCGACAAGACGGACCUCAGCUGGGCGACCGUGCUGAAGCGCACCUUCGAGGCGUACGUCCGUGGCGAGGCCCCCAACAUGUACGGCGAGUGGAUCAGGUGGUAG